UAGAAGCUGAACCAGAAGAGAGCCCAGGCAGCAGUAGUAGCAGCGACAGCAGUGGUGGGGCGGUAGAUGCCCUCCCCUCAGCCCCAGGCCCAGUUCCUCCCCAGGCCCCUGUAGGAGAGAAGAGAGAGGACAGCUCCUGCUUUGACAGCUCUGUAGACUCCAGCGAGGAAGAGGAGGACAAAGAGGAGGACCCUGCCAUGUUCUCUAACUUUCUAAGCGGGGCCAACCCCCUCAGCUCUGUCUCCUCUGCUGUCAGAGGAGGCCUUUUUGGGGACAAUGGGGAGGUUGACAAACAGAAAGCAGGCCCUCAGCAUCCUGGGUCAGUUCCUGGCCCUGGGAAUGCCCCACAGCAGCAACAGGGAGGACCCCAGCUGCAGGGGAACGGUCAGGCUGGUCAACCAGCCAAACCUAGCGGGCAGAAAGCCCCCGCUAAGGGUGAACCACAACAGCAAGGACCUCCUAAGGGUGCCCCUCAACAGCAAGGACCUACAAAAGGUGGACCACAACAACAAGCCCCCCAACAGCAAACCCCUGCUAGGGGUGGACCACAACAGCAAGCACCUGAUAAAGGUGGACCGCAACAACAAGGGUCACCUAAGGUUGGCGCUCAGCCACAAGUGUCCCCUAAGGGUGGACCACAACAGCAAGGACCUGCUAAAGAUGGACCCCAACAGCAAGGGUCACCUAAAGUUGGAGUUCUGCCACAAAAUCCUAAGGGACCACAACAGCAAGGACCUGCUAAGGUUGGACCCCAACAGCAAGGUUCCCCUAAGGUUGGAGCUCAGCCACAAGGGUCGCCUAAGGUUGGAGCUCAGCCACAAGGGUCCCCUAAGAUUGGCACUCAGCAGCAUGGUUCCCCUAGGACUACACCACAGCAGCAGGGUUCCCCUAGGACUACACCACAGCAGCAGGGUUCCCCUAGGACUACACCACAGCAGCAGGGUUCCCCUAGGACUACACCACAGCAGCAGGGUUCCCCUAGGACUACACCACAGCAGCAAGACGCUGGUAAAGCUGGGCAUCAGUCUAAAGCCGGACCUAUGGCUGGAGCUAAACCCCUGUGCCCAGUGUGUAACACUACCGGACUCAACCUACACUCCAAGGAGCCACCCAACUAUAACACCUGCACACAGUGUAAGACUGUCGUCUGCAGCUUCUGUGGCUUCAGUCCUCCUGACUCUGGCGGUAAGGAGUGGCUGUGUCUGACCUGCCAGAUGCAAAGAGCACUCGGAGGCUCGGACCCACCUGGAACCCCAAAGAUGAAACCCCAGCCUUCACCCAACAAAGCCUCUAUAUCUCCUGCACCACAGAAGAAAGACACCUCUACACAAGGCUCCAUCCAGAAAAAUCCUAUUACAUCAGCAACACAGCCACCCAAGGCAGAGACUGCUAAAGCAGCAGACCCUCAGACACCGGCUAGCCCAGUACCUGCCCAGAAUGCACCACAAGAGAACCGGAGAACAUCAGGGCCUCAGAAACCGCCAGAGCAGCCAGGCCAACCUGGGCAUAAGCAGAGUAAUGCCUCCCCAUGCACACAGGAGGAGCCUGGGAAGACUCAGCAAGAGCUUCCAAAGGAUGGAGCCUCUCCUGCCAACGUUGUGCCACAGCUACAGGCUCAGGCCCCCAAGCAAGAGUCAGGGGGCUUCUUUGGCUUUGGUGGUCCUAAGUCUCAGCCUGCUUCCUCAAAGCCUGAAGAUUCAGUGUCUGGGAAGAUGUUUGGCUUUGGCUCCUCCAUCUUCAGCUCUGCAUCCACUUUGAUCACCUCAGCUGUUCAGGAUGAGCCCCACACCACACCACCAGGUUCCCCGAAGGUGUCUGCAGCAGCCCAGGCCUCUCCCAAGAUGCCUCCUACAAAGGAGACCAAACCACCUGCUGUUCAGAAAGCAGAGGAGAAGAAAGCAGAGCAACCCCAGCAGGCCAAGGUCACCCCAUCAAUACAGGUCAACGUGGACAAACCCCCAUCAGAGCCUCCAAAGGGAACAGCAUCCUACCAACCAUCUCCCAAAGCAGGCCAGUCCACCUGUCCACUCUGCAAGGUGGAACUCAACAAGGGCUCCAAGGACCCUCCCAACUACAACACCUGCACCGAAUGCAAGAACACUGUCUGCAACCUCUGUGGUUUCAACCCCAUGACAAAUGUUACUGAGUUGAAGGAGUGGCUGUGUCUGAACUGCCAGAUGAAGAGAAUGGAACCCACAGGACCUCCCAUGAUGAAACCCCAACCUUCUCCAAACAAAGGUUCUGCACCUCAGAAGGCCACUGUCACACCCAUCGCUACCCAAAAGAAAGACAUUCCAACACCAGGCUCCCCCCAGAGAAAACCUUCUACAUCAGCAACAGAGCCACUCAAGGCAGAUGCUGCUAGAACAGCAGACCUUCAGAAACCAGCCAGCCCAGCACCUGUUCAGAAGGCACCACAGGAGAACCGGAGAACAUCAGGGCCUCAGAAACCACCAGAUCAGCCAGGGCAACGUGGGCAUGAGCGGAACAAUGCCACCCUGUCACAGCAGGUGCCUGGGAAGCCUCAGCAAGAGCCUCCAAAAGGUGGGACAUCUCCUGCCAAAUCUGUGCCAACACUACAGGCCAAGCCCCCCAAGCAGGAGUCAGGGGGCUUCUUUGGUGGCUUUGGUGGUCCUAAAUCUCAGAUUUCCUCAAAGCCUGAAGAUUCAGUGUCUGGGAAGAUGUUUGGCUUUGGUUCCUCCAUCUUCAGCUCUGCAUCCACUUUGAUCACUUCAGCUGUUCAGGAUGAGCCCCACACCACACCGCCAGCUUCCCUCAAGGUGUCUGCACCCUUUGCGCUUCAAAAGCGGGAGACUCCCACACCAACUGGUGCCCAAAAAGGUGCACCAACACCAGUGUCACCCAAAAAAGAGGCUCAAACACCAGCCAUAGCCCCAAAGAAAGACACCCCAAUGCCAGCCUCCCCCCAGAGAAAGCCAGACUCCCCCACAAUGACUGCAAAGCAGGACCAGAAACAUUCAAGUCCUUUAAAACCAGGAGACCCAUCAGGGGCUAAGCAGGGGAGUGCUGCACAACCACAGCAGCAGCCCCUACAGCAGAAGACUCCACAAGUCCAGCCUCAGCAGACCCCAGCAAGUGCACUGAAAGCAGAACCUGUGAAGCCUCAGCAGACCCCAGCAAGUGCACUGAAAGCAGAACCUGUGAAGCCUCAGCAGACCCUAGCAAGUGCACUGAAAGCAGAACCUGUGAAGCCUCAGCAACAGCCUCCUAAAGUUGGGACCUCUCCAGGACCGGCUCAGAAGACACCACAGGAAAACCGGAGAACAUCAGAAGUUCAGAAACCACCACAACAGCCCAGCCCUGGGCGUAGGCAGAGUAUUGCCAUUCCGUCCGCACAGCAACACCCCAAGCAGGAGUCAGGAGGCUUAUUUGGCUUUGGUGGUCCCAAAUCUCAGUCUACCCCCUCAAAGCCUGAAGAUUCAGUGUCUGGGAAGAUGUUUGGCUUUGGCUCCUCCAUCUUCAGCUCUGCAACCACUUUGAUCACCUCAGCUGUUCAGGAUGAGCCCCACACCACUCUGCCAGCUUCUCCCAUGGUGUCUGCACCGGCCUCUCCCAAGAUGCCCCCUGCAAAGGAGACCAAACCACCUGCUGUUCAGAAUGCAGAGGAGAAGAAAGCAGAGCAACCCCAACAGGCCAAGGUCCCCCCAUUAUUACAGGCCAACGUGGACAAACCCCCAUCAGAGCCUCCAAAGGGAGCAGCAUCUUUCCAACCAGCUCUCAAAGCAGGCCAGUCCACCUGUCCACUAUGUAAGAUGGAACUCAACAUGGGCUCCAAGGACCCUCCCAACUACAACACCUGUACCGAAUGCAAGAACACUGUCUGCAACCUCUGUGGAUUUAACCCCAUGCCAAGCGUUACUGAGAUGAAGGAGUGGCUGUGUCUUAACUGCCAGAUGCAGAGAGCUCUUGGAGGAAUUGAACCCCCAGAACCCCUCAUGAUGAAACUGUAUCCCAACAAAGUUUUUGCACCUCAAACAGUCACUGUGACACCUAUUGCAGCUCAAAAGGACAUUGCAACACCUGCUGCAUCUGUGAAGACAGACAGUCCAAUCCCAAGCUCCCCUCAAAGGAAACCAGUUCCCCCUGCAGCUGAUAUAUCAAAAGCUGAAGCUACUAAAGCAGCAGGCACUCAAAUGCCGGCAAGCCCAGCUCAGAUGGCAUCACAAGCGAACCGGAGAGCUUCAGAACCUCAGAAACCACCACAGCAGCCCAGCCAGCCUGGGCGUAGGCAGAGUAGUGCCAUCCCAGACACACAGCAACACCCCAAGCAGGAGUCAGGAGGCUUCUUUGGCUUUGGUGGUACCAAAUCUCAGUCUACCCCCUCAAAGGCUGAAGAGUCAGUGUCUGGUAAGAUGUUUGGCUUUGGCUCCUCCAUCUUCAGCUCUGCAUCCACUUUGAUCACCUCAGCUGUUCAGGAUGAGCCCCACACCACACCGCCAGGUUCCCCGAAGGUGUCUGCACCGGCCUCUCACAAGUUGCCCCCUGCAAAGGAGACCAAACCACCUGCUACCGAGAGAGCAGAGGAAUCAAAAGCAGAGCAACCCCAGCAGGCCAAGGUCCCCCCAUCAGUACAGGCUAAAGUUGACCAACCCUCAUCGGGGCCUCCAAAAGGAGUAGUAUCCUCCCAACCAGCUCUCAAAGCAGGCCAGUCCACCUGUCCACUCUGCAAGGUGGACCUCAACAUUGACUCCAAGGACCCUCCCAACUACAACACCUGUACCGAAUGCAAGAACACUGUCUGCAACCUCUGUGGAUUUAACCCAAUGCCACAUGUUACUGAGGUGAAGGAAUGGCUGUGUCUGAACUGCCAGAUGCAGAGAGCUCUUGGGGGAAUGGAACCCCCAGAACCCCUCAUGAUGAAACCCCAACCCUUACUCAACAAAGUUUCUACACCUGUUGCACCUCAAAAGGAGCCUCCGGCAACUCAAAAGGUAAAGGAGACUGCGAUACCUGCUGUAGAUCAGAAGAAGGCCGCCUCCACACUCCAAAAAGAAGAGACAACCACUCUUGCUGCACCACAAAAGGAGACUCCAUUACCAGCCUCAUCCAAAAUGGGGGAGACACCAGUUACAGCUUUAAAGCAGGACACUCCAACACCAGAUUCACCACAAAAUAAAAAAUAUCCUACACCACCAGGUGUGUCUGUAACAGAUGAGGUCCCAACCACAGCGUUGCCUGUCAAGAAGGACGUUUCUGCCUCAGCCCUUAUCAAGGAGGAACCAACUUCUGCCUCCCCUCUCAUCAAGGAGGUCACUGGUUCAGCUCUCACUAAGGGGGCACCAGCCUCACCUCAAAAUAAAAAGGAACAUAUACUACCAGGGUCACAAAACAGAAAGGGUUCCCCAACACCAGGUUCAACCCAAGAUAACUAUGCUGUACAAUCAGGUUUACCUCUGAAGAAGGAAGCACCAUUUUCAUCAGCAGUAGAGACUAAAGAGGUCCAACUUCCAGCUGCAGUUAUAAGCAAUGAGGCACCUGUUCCAGAUUCACUCAAAACAAACAAGACAACAACACUUGGCUCCGCAAUGAAAAAAGAGUGUUCAUCUACUGAGAUGUCAAUUGACAACCAGAAACCUGCAAUUGUUCAAAAGUCGAUGGAGCCACCAGCCACACCUACAAACAAGCAGAAUGAGGUUGUUCAACCCUUACAGCAGCCAGAAAAGAAAAUGCCUGCUGCACAGCCUCUGGCACAAGUACAGCCCCAGGAAGCUCCAAAGCCAGACCCCAAAAUCACUCCCCCAAAGCAGGAGCUUGGGAAACCAGCCAGUUCAGCACCUGCUCAGAAGGCACUAGAGAACCGGAGAACAUCAGAACCCCAGACACCACCACAGCAGCCCAGCCAGAGUAGUGCCAUCCCAUCCACACAGCAACCCCCCAAGCAGGAGUCAGGAGGCUUAUUUGGCUUUGGUGGUCCCAAAUCUCAGUCUACCCCCUCAAAGCCUGAAGAGUCCGUGUCGGGUAAGAUGUUUGGCUUUGGCUCCUCCAUCUUCAGCUCUGCAUCCACUUUGAUCACCUCAGCUGUUCAGGAUGAGCCCCACACCACUCUGCCAGCUUCCCCCAUGGUGUCUGCACCGGCCUCUCCCAAGAUGCUCCCUGCAAAGGAGACCAAACCACCUGCUGUUCAGAAUGCAGAGGAGAAGAAAGCAGAGCAACCCCAGCAGGCCAAGAUCCCCACAUUAUUACAGGCCAACGUGGACAAACCCCCAUCAGAGCCUCCAAUGGGAGAAGCAUCCUCCCAACCAUCUCCCAAAGCAGGCCAGUCCACCUGUCCACUCUGCAAGGUGGACCUCAACAUGGGCUCCAAGGACCCUCCCAACUACAACACAUGUACCGAAUGCAAGAACACUGUCUGCAACCUCUGUGGAUUCAACCCCAUGCCACAUGAAACAGAGGUAAAGGAAUGGCUGUGUCUGAACUGCCAGAUGCAGAGAGCUCUUGGAGGAAUGGAACCCCCAGGACGGCCGAUGAUUAAAUCCCAACCCUUGCCAAGCAAAGUCUCCACACCUGCUGCAUCUCUAAAGCUGACCCCAGCACCAGCUAAACCCCAAAAGGAGGAGAUUCCAGCACCUGCGGCUGCCCAAAAAGAGAUUCCUCCACCCACUGUACCUCAGGAGACAUUAAUACCGGCUGGAACCCCAUCAACAGCUGCAGUCAAAAAGGAGGAGACCCCAGCACCAGGAUCCCCACAAAACAAACCUGCUCCACCUGCUGUGGCUGCAAAGGACAAACAGGAACCUAUAAUUGUUCAGAAACCAGUGGACCAAACAAUUCCAGUGACACCCAUACCCAGUGGUACUGCUACACCUGCACAACAGCCAGAAAAGCAAACUCCUCCACUGCAACAGCCUGAUGCUAAGCCCCCACCCCAACUACAGCCCCAGCAAGUUCCAAAGAUAGACCCCAAAACUGAUCCCCUAAAGCAGGAGCCUGGAAAGCCUCAACAACAGCUUCCAAAAGGUGGGACCUCUCCUGCCAAAUCUGUAUCACAACCACAGCCCAAGCCCCCAAAGCAGUCAGUAGGUUUCUUUGGCUUUGGCGGUGCUAAAUCUCAGCCUGCUCAGUCAAAGGCUGAAGAGUCAGUGUCUGGGAAGAUGUUUGGCUUUGGAUCCUCCAUCUUCAGCUCUGCAUCCACUUUGAUCACCUCAGCUGUUCAGGAUGAGCCCCACACCACUCUGCCAGCUUCCCCCAUGGUGUCUGCACCGGCCUCUCCCAAGAUGCCCCCUGCAAAGGAGACCAAACCAUCUGCUGUUCAGAAUGCAGAGGAGAAGAAAGCAGAGCAACCCCAGCAGGCCAAGGUCCCCCCAUCAGUACAGGUCAACGUGGACAAACCCCCGUCAGAGCCUCCAAAGGGAACAGCACCCUACCAACCAUCUCCCAAAGCAGGCCAGUCCACCUGUCCACUCUGCAAGGUGGAACUCAACAAGGGCUCCAAGGACCCUCCCAACUACAACACCUGCACCGAAUGCAAGAACACUGUCUGCAACCUCUGUGGAUUUAAUCCCAUGCCACGAGAAACAGAGGAAUGGCUGUGUCUGAACUGCCAGACACAGAGAGCUCUGUCGGGUCAGCUGGGAGACAUGGGGAUGAUGGCCCAGCCACAACUCACAAUGACUGGUGCCCAGCCCACACCACAGCCUGUAGCCACAUCCACCAGGACAGAGCCCCUGUUUCCAGCAGCAACCACAACCAAGGACCCGGCUGUUCCUCUCAUGUCAGAGCCCAUUCCACCUACACUAACACCUGCUCUUGCACAAAAGGAGCUGGAGCCAACGGUGAAAGUCUCUGAGGCUGAAGCUCCCAAUGCGGUCACAAAGGCUGAGGCUCCAAAGACAGAAGUUCUCAAGGUGAAGAUCGCCAAGACAGAGGCACCAAAAAUGGAGUCUUCUGUGGCAGAAGUUCCUACAAAUGAGCUGCCCAAACCAGUGCCACCUAAAUCUGAACCACCGAAGACUCCAGUGGUAGCUGCUGCUCCUGUUGUCUCUGUCCCAAUGACUGAGGCCAUGACUGCUCCUGCUCCUCUACCCACCACAGUCGCUACUGCCAUUGCUGUCACUUCAGCCACUGCGAAGGCUCAACCAGCAGAGCUACCUAAACCAGCAGAGGAGAAGGUUGAGAAGCCAGCAGAGAAGGUUGAGAAGCCACUGAAACCAGUACCUGUCACAGUGCCUGAGAGGGUAACUCCACAACCAGUCCCAACAGCUGAUACUAUCAAGAAAGAGGCCGCUCCAUUGGUUGAAAAGGUGGAUGAUGUCCUUCCUGAACCUCAGCAGAUUCUCACUGAGAAGGAGACUGUGGAGGAGGAGAAAGAGUCAACUGCAGACUCCCUCCUAGCAGACCAGGUAGUAGUUGAGGUACCGUCCAGCCCAGCCAGUCCAUUUGAGGCUGACACCAAGACUGAGGACCAUAGUAUCAAGUCCCAGGAUGGACCAGAUAUACUUCCUAUCUCACAGGGCUCCUACAGCUCAGAGGAAGAGCUGAAGGAGUUGCAGACAGACAGAAAUGUCCCUAUGAUUGACACGACCGCUGACACAGCCAUGCCUUCCAAGGAAGAGGUGAAUGUGGAGAAGAGGCGUCUGAAUUAUGUACAGAUGGAGGAGAGCAGUGGGAGCGAACCCUCUCCAUCGCCCCAGGUCCAGAGACGGAGGUUAAGUGCGAUAGCAGUCAGCACGGCAGCCUCAUCCAGUAGCGAGGACUACAAAGCAGACAGCCCAGACUCAUCUGUGGAUGAGGAGGAGUUCAUCCGCAGGCAGAUCAUGGGGAUGACAGGAGAGGAGGAGAUGUUUCUCUCAGAGGAGGAAAAAGAUGAGAAAGAGAGCAGAGAGGAGGAGACCAAGGAGGCUGAGGUGGAUAACGAAUCAGGCAAAUCCAAACUUCUGCUAAAGAAAGGCAUUAUGGAUAAUGAAGACAGCCCAGCCAGGAGACCAUCUCUUCCAGGAUCUGAGGCUAAAACCACUGCAGAUAGGUCUGAGCUCACCACCACUGUGUUUAAGAAAGACAUGACGUUACAAAGAACAAAGAGCACAGAUGAUGGAGAUGCUGAGGUGGAGAGCAUCACAGAGUCUCUGGAGGACAAAUCCAAAGGUGAGGGGUCAUCCAGUGUCCAAGUGUCCAGCUUCACCCCUGGAACCUCCCCCACCUCAGCCUCUUCUCUGGAGGAGGACAGCGACAGCAGCCCCAGCCACAAGAGGAGUGGGGAGGGGAAACAGCACCGCAAGGCCAAGCACAGGCAGGCAGGCCAGUCCCUUCCCACCAUCGAGGACUCGUCAGAAGAGGAGGAACUCAGGGAGGAAGAAGAUCACCUCAGGGAGCAGGAGAAACAGGAGUCGGACCAGCAGCAGGGGAAGAGGAGCUCCAAGAAGUCCAAGAGGGAUAAAGACGAACUACAGACUCAGAGGAAAUGGGAUAAGCCUAUAACCUCGCCCAGUAACCUGUCUCCUAUUGAAAACGCCUCGCCCACUGUGGAGAUGAGGCAGGCUAGAGAGAUGGAAGUGUUUCACAAGUCCUCAGGCUCUGACUAUUCUCCUAGCAUGGAGUCUGAUUCAGAGGCGUUUCACACAGAGGCCAAGAUAGCUGUCCCAAAAGGACAGAAGUUCAGUACUGCAGAGCCACUAAAGAAUGCAGAGGAUGUAUAUGAGGAGAUGCUUCAGAAAGCUAGAUCUCCUAAAGGAGAGACAGAGCCCGUCCCUGAGAUAGAGCCACUCUACGGAGGCAUGGCCAUAGAGGACUACCUCUAUGAGUCCCUAGUGGAGGAGCCUGAAGCUAAACCUAGUUCAGCCCCACCGGAGCAGCCCAGUAAAGACCAUGCUAAAGAGCCAGGGAAGAAAAGUUUAAGAUCUCCUGAAGAGGUGUAUGAGGAGAUGAUGCUGAAGAAGAAGGAACUGAUGUUGAUAGAGCAGGAGUUUCAGAGGGCUCAGUCAGCGAUGGACACUCCAACUCCAGAAAUACAUGUGACUGCACCAUCCAGUGCUGCAGCUGAGAGCUGCAAAGUUGGUGAGGCAGAGGGAGAAAAGCCUAUGUUAGAUGCGGAUUCUACCUACGUUAAGAGGAAGAAACGUCCUGCUCCACCACGACCCUCUGAGCCUCCUAAACGGCCCGAGGUCUACGUUGCCAAGCCAACAGUUCCUCAGGAUAUGACUAUGAGGAGGGCUCUUUUCCUCAUACCGGAUUUGAAGAUCACCCAGUGUUCCUCUGGAGAGGAUGAGACGGAUGAUAGUAUAAUAGAGGAGUAUGGAGUGGGAGUGUCCUCUGAUAUUACCCCUAGCGAUGAGUCUGAGACUAAAGAACAGGUAGAGUCCCCUCCAGUUUCAGAACAUACACCAAUAACAGAGGUAGCUGAGAUUGAACCCAUCAUUUUAGUUUGUGAGGUUCCCCAGGCGAAAGCUACUCCAGCUCCUGCCCCUGAGACAGUUCUAGCCACCAGUACAACCACCACAACAUCACCAAUCUCUCCAGUAUCACCUCCCACCUCACCAGCAACUCCAGACUCAAGUCUAGCCUCCAAUGCUACUUCCUCCUCCUCUUUCCAAGCUCCAAGUCCUCUCUCCUCUGACUCCACUCCAGUGUCCACUCCAACACCAGACCUGGCCAAAGCUGCAGCUCCCUUCGCAGCUCAGCCUGCUGAUAUCUCCCCUCCUUCUAUUGCUCCCAUUAUGGCUGUUUCUCCAACCACAGUUUUGGUCACAAUUCUAGAUGUGGUGACAGAUCCAACCCAAGCACCAACACCAGCUACAACUACAGUCCAUGCUUCUGCUCCACUAGCCCAACCCCAAGCCUCAGUCCCUGCCUCAGUGGUGGUGCACAUACCUGAUCCGGUUGUAAUCCAAAUGCCAGACCUGGUUACAUCUCCAUCCCAGAUGUCUGUUCAGGGUCCACCUUCUGUACAGGUCACAGCACCAACUCCAGUACCAAGCCCAGUACCUUCUGAAGCCACAUCUCCGGUCCCAGCUGCUCCCAGUGCAAUGUCAACUUCGGCUACAGUCUCUGCUCCAACUCCAGCCCCAGCUCCAGUUGUAGUCCAAAUGCCAGACCUGGUUACCAUCACCUCUUCAGUUUCACCCCAAGCCCCACUACCUGUGACAUCCUCAGCUCCUGCCCAGGCUAAAGUGGUGCAUUCAGUCCCUGUCCAGACUGCUGCCCCACCUCCAACCCCAGUAGUAGUCCCAGCCAUAGGGACACGCCGAAUUCAGAGACAAGCCUCCACCAAAAAAGCCCCACCUCCUCCUCCACCUAGGUCUACAUCUGUCUCCCUGCCCCAAACCUCAGCAGAGCCUACCUCUAUCAGGGCCAUCCAUAAUGUCUCCCCGACCGUGACUACCACAAUAGCCAUGAGAGCAGCUCUGCCUGUGGUGGUGAAUGUACAGUCGCUAGUGGAGGAUGUCCGGCCAGAAGGUGUUGCUGGCUCUCAGGUUAUGAUGACCCCAACCAGACAGGGGCAUGUGGUCAUCAUAGUUCCCAAUGUGGAGAACAUGUCAGUCCUCAGCCAGACAACCCAAGACCUUGUGGCAAACUCAGUUGCAAUAACUACCAACUCUGCUGUGGUUGAUGGCAGUAGUCAGAUAGCAGCAAGGCCUGUGGUUGUCAGUGUUGAUCCUUUCUAUACUGCUCCCUCUGUUCCUGCUGUACACAGCUCAGACACAUAUAUACCUUUGGCAGAUACCCCAACACCUCCUUUGCCUCCUCCACCACCCCCUGCCACCUUACUAAAGCCAGCUGUUUAUCCCAAAAAGCCUUCCAUUUCCAUCCCACCUUCAGUCCCAACAUCAGUGCCAGUCUCAACUGCUUUGACAAUGGCACAGGCAACUGUAACAUCCCCAGACCCCAGUCCAGUACACAAGGCCCCUGCACCCCCUCCAGUCCCCCCCAAGCCUGUGUCCAUCCCUGCAGGGCUGGUGUUCAGCCACCGACCAGGGGAGAGUGUCAAACCUCCAGUGUAUCCCACUGCCAGCCACACACUUCCCACGACCAGAGAAGUAGUUCCGAAAGCCAGCUCAGCAGAGCCAUUCACAGCCACAACACUGCCCAGGACCAGAGAACCUCCCAAUGCCCUGUCUCUGAGUCUGACCACCCCAGUGGAAUCCAAGAUGAGUGCUACCUCACCCAGGUCCCCUCUUUCUCCAAGGAACGCCAAGUGUCUGGAGACGUAUGUUGUGAUAACUCUGCCCUCAGAGCCUGGCACACCCACAGAGGGAAUCACUGUCCAAGCUCCCAUCAGAAGAGGGUCCAUCCUCCCCUCUAAGCAGACAGGCCCGGGGGUUAGGACCACACCGUCAGAACAGCAGUCACCCAUUGAGGCCUUCUCAGCCCAGGACAAUGUCAGGAGAGCAUCAGUUCCCUCAUUGAGGCAACCACCACCACCACCAGCAGCAAUAGGCCCAGUCGAAGUAGCAGCACCCCUAGAGGGAGUCACUGUUCUAGAAAUAGCAAGACGGCCUUCCAUACCAUCAGCUAUGCAGCCUCCAUACGGUAUGGCUGAGGUGGUGACAGUUUCAGCUGGGUCUGAGAUGCCUAUUCAGGUACACAAUGUCCCAGCUCCAAUCAAGAAACCGUAUAAACCUCCAACAGCCAAGCCACCGCAGACAGUGUCUGUGGUUAUGACGAUGCCAUCAGAGCCACGGGUUCCUGUAGAAGUGUCUGCAACUCAAGCCUCUGGUAGAUGGGCAUCAAUACAUGCUGUACCUCAGCAGCCACAAUAUGUGGCUGAAGUAAUGGCUUUACCAGCAGAGCUGGACAUACCUACAGAGGUCAUUUCAAUUGAGGCCAUGUCUGGAAGAGCAACAAUACCAUCAGAAAUGCAGCAACCGCAGGAAAUACCAACAGGAGCUAUGGCCACCCAAAUCCAUGUAGAAGCUCCACCCUCAACCAUGCAUCAGUCACCAUCUCUGAUAGAGGUGGUUUCAACUGAGGCUGUCUUUAGAAGAGCAUCAAUACCAUUGGAAAUGCAGCAACCACAAACCAUGGCAGAGGUAAUGCCUUUACAGCAGGACACACCAUCAAUACGAUCAUCUGCACCACAACCACAAGGAGUGUCUGAAGGAAUGGCUUUUCCUUCAGAGUAUGAAAUGCCUACGGAGGUUAAAACAACUGAGGCCACUACCACUAGAAGGACAUCCACAUCCUCUGUAGCACAACAACCAUACACAUUUGCUGAAGUAAUGAAUUACCCAUCAGAGUAUGAAACACCCAUCCAGGUGGUUACAACUGAGGCUAUUUCCACUACAAAAAGAGCGUCUAUAACCAUGCAGCAGCUUCUAACUAUGGCCCAGGUUAUCACAAUGCCUGCAGAGGCAGAGGUACCUCUAGAGGCAUAUGCUGCCCAAGUUCAAUACAGGAGAGAAUCCAUCCCCUCAGCAGUGCAACCACCACAGGCAGUAUCAGGGGUCCUGAGUUACUCAUCAGAGUAUGAGACCCCCCUGGAGGUCAUUACAACUGAAGCCUACACCAGGAGAAUGUCAGUUCCCUCUGGCCAGGAGGUUCCCCAGACUGUCCCCGUGGCUCCAGUCACCAUCACCAGGAAGUUCCACCAGGAGUCGAUAGAGAGCCAGGAAAUCCGUGGGCCUGAGAAGGUGGUGUCCAGCCUGAGCCACGUGUACUCCUCCUCUAUCUCCACCUCAGCCCAGCCCCCAGAGAGACUGCCCAGCUUGGUCACUCAGGUGGUCACCACCGAGGUUCAGAGAACCACUGUGUCUGUGGUUCAUGAGAGGCUGCCCCAGGCUCCUGCGUCAGACGCAUUGGCCAUCCUUAUCCAGCCAGACCUGGCUAAAGUCCAGCCCUCUCCCAAACAGAACGGGAAGCUCUACUCCGGUGAUGCCAUUGACCUCCGCACCAUUAAGGUCGGUGUAAAGAUGACCGAUUCAGGGAUGGACUUGACGCCUCAGGAAUCGAGUCGCCAGUCUGUCUGUAGCAACUCUAGUGGCCGACAUACGGCAGUGCAGCCAGAGAUAGUGAACCUGAGUGCUGAGAUCACCCCUUCCACCACGUUGGCUGUUGUCACUGAUAGCAUCACUAUUGUCACCUGUUCAGCCACCAUUGCCUCCUACACCAGCGAGCCAGAAGAAAAGCCUUUAGAUCUGCAGGGUUAUGUAGCCUCCAUGCCUCUCCCUCUUACCACAUACAAACCAUUCGAGCCUCUGGCACAGAUAGUGUAUAGGCGUGUAGACUGUCCACCUAUCGUCAGCACGGUGAUAGCCAGACACACAGAGACACCAAUUAACCUGUCCUAUGGAGCCUCCCCAGUAGAUAGCAGGCUUCCAGUGACCAUGGCCCCAGCUGUCAGCAAUGGGGGAACCAUGCUCUCAGAGCUGGCUGGGGCCGUGGACCUGUCCACCUCCAGACCCCUUAGGGCCAUGGUGGCUCUGUCCGGCACCAGCCCAGGUGUGGUGACCACGGUUGUAGAGGAUGAUGGGACGCCCAUAGAUCUGACAGCUGGGAAAAAUGCGUGCUGUGACGUCAUCUACAAGCUACCCUUCACAGGGAGCUGUAGGACCCAGCCACCAGUUAUUACCCAGCCUGACAACCACUUCGGCUACAGAGAUGACCACUACCAGUAUGAUCAUGCUGGGGUCUAUGGAAUCAAGGUCUUGAACGGCAAGACCUUGUCUGAGACCAAUCUGGCUGAUGCAGGACUCUUCCUCUAUAAUGGAAAGACCGAAUAUGACUAUAAAGUCUUGGACAGUGCGGUAGACCUGACCGCUGGUAAUAUAUCCGCAGGUGAAGCUCUAGACUACACUAGCAAAGCUGCUGGGGCCUACACUGGGAUAUCCACUGCUCCAUAUUCCCAGGUCCCUGCUUAUAGUGUCCUUAGAUCCUCAGACGGAAUGGUAUACUCCUCCAUAGCAGCCCCUGUUCCUUCUACAUAUGCCAUUACCACCCAGCCAGGGUCCAUCUUCAGCACCACCCUACCCCCUACCACCACCCUCCAGGAGCAGCCAGCCCAAGCUCCAUACCCCUAUGGCUUCAUCCCCACCACCGACCCUGGCAACCAGAUCAUCAGCCUGGGAACUGGCCUGCCCAAGGACCUGCUGCCCAGCGCUCUGGCUGACAUCAUGACUGGCUUCCCUGCCUUGUACUCUGACCAGACCCUGGAGGCCAUUGCAGCCUCUCUGGAGGCCCUGGCCUCGUUGCCCAUGUUCCCCGGCCUGGAUGACAGCAAGAUCACCCAGUACCAGAUGGAGAGGGAGUUCCUGCAGCUGGAGAAGCUGAAGCAGCUGUGUCUGGCUGAGGAGUUGGAGUGGGAGAGGCAGGAGAUCCAACGCUACCGCGAGCAAGAGCAGAUCAUGGUGCAGAGGGAGCUGGAGGAGCUGCAGGCUCUGAAACAGAAGUUGUUAGUUCAACAAGAAGAGGAGCACCAGGCACACCUUGUAGCACAGCAGGAGACCUACAACCAGCAGAGGGAACAGCUAGAGCAGAUCCAACAGCUCCAGGUGCAGCUACAGCACCAGCUAGAGGAGCACUACGGUACCACAGGAACCUCAGAUAACCUGCUAGAGGCACAGUAUGCAGGGGUGGGGGAUAACGGUCAGUACUGGCCUGUUAGGGAUGAGUCCACCACCUCAUCCACUGUCCUCCAGCUAGAAGGUGGGGUGCAGUAUGUGACCGGUGAGGGUCAGAGAGAGGUUGGAGGUCAGGACCAGCUGCAAUUCAGUAGGAAACAGUCGGCAGGGUCUAAGCAGCCUGGUGACCAGGGGUAUGGUACAGGGGUUGUAGGGAAGAGGAUAGUUGACAGUGGGGUCCAGACAGACGAUGAGGACUCGGUAGACAGAACGUAUGUGGGGAGGAGGAAGAGAAACAACAGGGGGAGGGGUGUAGACAGCAGUGUUCAGACUGAUGAUGAGGAGGACCAAGAGGAUGAGUGGGACAUGCCAACCAGGUCGCGGCGGCGCUCCCGCUCCAGCAAGCACAGCAGCGAGGGAAAACACAGUGGCUCUAAGGUCUCCAGCAUUGCCAUCCAGACUGUGGCAGAGAUCUCUGUCCAGACCGACCACUCUGGCUGCAUCAAAUGCCCCAGCAUCCAGAUGGACACUAAGGUGGAGAUCAUCAAACACAUCUCAGCCCCAGAGAACUCUCAGAGAGGAGGCAGCCUCAGCUGCCAGACAGACACAGACCGCAGGCGCCACUUGCCCGUAGAGGUGGGCUACAGCGCGUACCUGAAGGCAGACCUCGCCCCCAAGUCCCCCAAAGUGCUUUACUCUCCCGUGUCCCCCCUCUCCCCGAGUAAGGCCAUGGAGGAAGGGCAGAAGAGGCUGACCACUGAUCCGUCCAGGUUUUCCAAUGGCCCUAGGAUGCUGAAGCCUGGACCGAAGUCUCUGCCUGACCCCAAGUCUCUCAGCCCCACCACCGAGGACAGGAUAGGCUACCACUACACAGAAACCUACUCUGGCCAGGGCUCUCCGUCAGGCACUGGAAAGAAGGUGAAGAGGACCCUACCCAACCCUCCCCCGGAGGAUGACCCUCUGACUGGCCCAUCAGGCUACAGCGCCAACUCAGCGCGCCGACGUCUCGGCCGUCACACCACCAUGGCCCGGGCCAAGAUCUUGCAGGACAUCGACAAGGAGCUGGACCUCGUGGAGAGAGAGUCAUCCAAGCUCCGCAGAAAACAGGCCGAGCUAGACGAGGAGGAGAAAGAGAUUGAUGCCAAGCUGAGGUACCUGGAGAUGGGCAUCAACCGUCGUAAGGAUGCCCUGCUGCAGGAGAGGGAGAAGAGGGAGAGGGCCUACCUGCAGGGUGUGGCUGAGGAGAGAGACUACAUGUCGGACAGUGAGGUCAGCAACAUCAGGGAGACCAGAGGGAACAGCCACGGCCUGGAGAGACCCAGGACAGCUCCACAGUCAGAGUUCGACCAGUUCAUUCCCCCUGAAACUGAGGCUGACUCCCAGUACUCCACUCUUACCAGUCCCUACUCCCACUACACCCAGUAUGUCCCCCAGACCCAGGCCAUCAGCCACUACCCCCAGCAGACCCUGUACCAGCAGCAGGCCCUCUACCAACAGCACCCCUACCAGAGUCAGUCAGUCUACUCCUCUGUGCCAAGCCUGUCCUACCCCCAGGCCUCCCACUCCCACCAGCAGGCCCAGUCCUCAGGCUACCAGUCCAAGAACACCACCAACUACGAGGUGAUCCGGAACCAGCCCAUGAUCAUCGUACCCUCCUCCGUCGAGGGGGGGUAUGGGGUGGGGAAGUACGGCAGCCUGGAACUGAGGAUGGGCCUGGAGGAGAGGAGCAUGGCCUCCAGUCCCAUGUCUAGUAUAUCUGCUGAGUCUUUCUACGCUGACAUCGACCACCACAAUGCCAGGAACUAUGUUCUGAUAGAGGACAUAGAGCAGCUGACUAAAGGCUCUACAGCGCUGGGCUCUGCAGGGCUGGGGUCAGGGUUCAGUCUGCCUGAUAAGGACCUGUCUAAGGCUGACAGGCUGCUCCGGGCCGCUGAGGCCAGGCGCACUGCAGAGGUUGCGGAGUUCCUUGGUAACUCGCGUCUGCACAGCUACGGUAAAGGAGAGGAGGACUCUAUGGAGGAGCCUUAUGAGCUGAAGCUCCUGAAGCAACAGAUAAAGCAGGAGUUUAGACGAGGGACGGAGGGUCUGGAGCACCUCUCAGGCCUGGGCAUGCCCCAGUACCUCCCCACUGACCCCAGCUACAGACACUUCCCUAAGGCUGACAAGUACAGCAUCAGCCGGCUGACCUUGGAGAAACAAGCUGCCAAGCAGCUCCCUGCCGCCGUGCUCUACCAGAAACAGAUCAAGAACCAGAAGAAGGCAACCCUGAUGGACCCCAAGAUAACCAAGUUCUCCUCCAUCCAGGAGAGCAGAGACCUGGAGCCAGACUACAGCAGCUUCCUGGGCUCUGGAGCCUCGUCUGUCACCAACCUGUCCACGCGAGCCAGACUGCUCCAGGAUGAGAUCACCUUUGGCCUGAGGAAGAACCUGUCUGAGCAGCAGAAGUACCUGGACUCCUCCCUGGGAUCUAACCUGGCUGGCUCUCUGGGCCAGAACCUGGGCCAGUCCCUUGUUGGGGGACCCACCAUGAGGACUACCCUACAGGACGACACCACCUACCCCAGCGGCACGCGCUCUCGCCCCUCCUCCCGCCCCAACUCCCGCCCCAACUCCCGUCCCACUUCCGUCUAUGGCCUGGAUCUGUCCAUCAAACGGGACCUUUCCAGCUCCUCUCUCAGGCUGAAGAUUGAGGGAGAAGCAUUGGACGCAGCGUUCGGCACGGGGAUGGCCAGGACCAAGCCCACCAGCCUGCCUAUAAGCCAGAGCCGCGGGCGCAUCCCCAUCGUGGCUCAGAACUCAGAGGAGGAGAGCCCGCUGAGUCCUGUGGGAGAGCCCAUGGGCAUGGCCAGAGCCUCAGCCGGCCCUCUACCACCCAUCUCAGCUGACUCCAGAGACCAGUUUGGCUCUAGCCACUCCCUUCCGGAGGUCCAGCAGCACAUGAGGGAGGAGUCCAGGGCUACACUGGGACAUAGUGGGGUCUACGACAGAGACAUAGCCUUCAUCAUGGACGACCUGGGAGGAGCCAUGUCUGACAGCGAAGCCCUAACUGACUCCAUGCUGACUCUGAACAGAGAUGAUCCCAGAAUCUUUCAUGAGAGUAUCAGACACGCCGGAGGCCCCAACUGGAACAUAGAAGCGUACCACCUGAGGAGGGAGGACACUGACUGGUUUGAUAAGCCUGCAGAGAGACAACAUCAGGAAAAUGGACAGCCUCUGGACAGGAGACAGAUGAAGCUGAUUCCCUAUGUGUUCCCUCACACCCGGCUCAAACUACAGAGGGACCCCAAGGACACCAGUGUCUCAGGGAAUGGUCUGGGGAUCCGUGUGGUGGGAGGAAAGGAGAUUCCUGGUUGUCAUGGUGAGAUAGGAGCCUACAUCGCUAAGGUUACACCCGGAGGAGUGGCCGAACAGACAGGGAAAGUGGUGGAAGGAAUGCAGGUGUUGGAGUUGAACGGGGUUCCUCUGAUGGGGAAGACUUACGAGGAGGUGCAGUGCAUUAUGGGUCAGCUGUCUGCAGAGACUGAGCUCUGUGUGAGACUUGACCUGAACAUGCUGUCUGACCCUGAGCAUCCCCAGGCCCUGGAGAACCAUGACCAGCUGAAGCCUGGUGACAGGCAGUGUUCUCCAGGAGUGGACCCUAAGCAGCUGGCUGCAGAGCUGCAGAAGUUUUCCCAACAGCAGGCCCCUGGGAUGGGGUUAGAAAUGGGUGGGGGGCCAGGAGGAGUAGGGGUCCUCUCUGCCCUUGACCGCUCAGCUCUGUUACACUCAGGCAAUGCAUCGGCUAGCUCUAGUGCCGUCCCCAGCCCCGGUCAGCCUGCCUCCCCAGCCAUCAACAAGAAACAACGCCACAGCGCCAAGUCGGUAGCGGAUGUGCAGGUGCUAAAGUCUCAGCCUCACCCUAUAACAGGAGAAAUACAGCUCCAGAUCAACUAUGACAGGAACCUGGGGAACCUGAUAGUGCAUGUGCUCCAGGCCAGGAACCUGGCUCAGAGAGACCCCAACAGAUACUCUGACCCAUUUGUCAAGGUUUACCUCCUACCAGGGAGAGGACAAGUCAUGGUAGUCCAGAACGCAAGUGGUGAGAACAAGAGGAGGACCAAGUACGUUCAGAGGAGUCUGAACCCAGAGUGGAACCAGACCGUCAUCUACAAGAACAUACACCUGGAACAGCUGAAGAAGAAGACUCUGGAGGUGACAGUGUGGGAUUAUGACAAAUCUUCCUCCAAUGACUUCCUGGGAGAAGUGUUGAUAGAUCUGUCUAACACAACUCAGCUGGACAACACUCCUCGCUGGCUGCCUCUGAAGGAGCAGAGUGAGAGCAUUGAGCAUAGCAGAUCACAUCACAUCGCCCAGGGGCCUGGGGGGCCAGAAGCAGGGGCAGGGCCGGGACAGGGGCCCAUAGCGGGGCAAGGACCAGGCAAGGACAUGGGGCCAGGAUUAGGACAAGGACAAGGCCUAAUGCAUGGACAGGGACAGGGGCAGGGGCAGGGGCAGAUGGAGGAGUGCCUUGAGUCCCCCAAGAAUUCUGUGAUAAAGAGCAGAAGCCACGGGAUCUUCCCUGACCCAUCAAAAGACAUGCAGAUGGUGACUCUAGAGAAGUCCCACAGUAGUCCCGGCAGCUCUAAGUCAUCGUCAGACGGCCAGCUUCGUUCCCACGGUCCGUCCCGCAGCCAGAGCAAGAGCAGUGUCACGCAGGCCCACCUGGAGGAUGCUGGGAUAGCUAUAGCUGCCGCAGAGGCCGCUGUGCAACAAGCCCGCCUCCAACCGAGACCAGGCCACAGGUUGGGGGAUGUGUCUGGGCCGGUGGUGUCCUCAGCCCCCAAUCUGCUGGAGGGGUAUGGGGGUCUGGAUGGAGAAGAGGGGGCUGGCACAGGGGUCGACAGCGCCAUUUUCCAGGUCCCACACAUAGGGAAGACCAUCCCCAACGGCAUUGACAAGUCUAGAGGACUGCCACUCUCGCUAUCAGACAAUGAGGGGGGUGGGGGUAAGACCCAGAUGAUGGGGGAGAUCAAGGUGGCCUUGAAGAAGGAGGUGAAACAAGAGGGAGACCAGCUGGUCCUGGAGGUUCUACAGUGUAGAAACAUCACUUACAAGUUCAAGAGCCCAGACCACCUACCAGAUCUCUAUGUGAAGCUGUACGUUGUUAAUGUGGCUACUCAGAAGAGAAUCAUCAAGAAGAAGACAAGAGUGUGUCGACAUGACAGAGAACCCUCUUUCAACGAGACCUUUAGGUUCAGCCUCAACCCCACCGGACACUCCCUGCAGUUGUUCCUGGUGUCUAACGGGGGUAAGUUUAUGAAGAAGACCCUGAUAGGAGAGGCCUACAUCUGGCUGGACAAGGUGGACAUGAGGAAGAGGGUGGUCAGCUGGCACAAGCUGCUGGUCAAUUCCACACACAACCAGUCCUGAGAGUUCAACUUGAGAUCACAGAGAGGUCAACCAGAUGUCAGUGAAGGUCAAUGAAUAGUAUUGGUCAGUGGUUGCUCGUAGAGGAGGACGAAAAAGAGGAAAAGGGAUAUGAGUUGCGUUACAGAGUGCCCUUCAUCUCCUUUGUGUUAUUGUAUGAAUGAAUGAAUGAAGGAAGGAAGGA
This is a messenger RNA of Oncorhynchus nerka (sockeye salmon), 21099 nucleotides long. Its product is annotated as protein piccolo-like. Gene Ontology annotation, biological process: protein localization to synapse; presynaptic active zone assembly. Lineage: Eukaryota; Metazoa; Chordata; Actinopteri; Salmoniformes; Salmonidae. The record is from RefSeq and is a predicted model, not a curated record. Gene Ontology annotation, molecular function: structural constituent of presynaptic active zone; protein binding; metal ion binding. Gene Ontology annotation, cellular component: glutamatergic synapse; cytoskeleton of presynaptic active zone; axon.